Messenger RNA from Dipodomys spectabilis (banner-tailed kangaroo rat), 1431 nucleotides. Its product is annotated as WAS/WASL-interacting protein family member 1-like. NCBI's taxonomy places the organism in Eukaryota, Metazoa, Chordata, Mammalia, Rodentia, Heteromyidae. The coding region runs from base 1 to 1431 and encodes 476 amino acids. The record is from RefSeq and is a predicted model, not a curated record. The transcript is spliced from 2 exons.
AUGGAAGUUCAAGACAAGUUGACACACACAUCUCAACAGAUAAGCCAGGUGUGGAAGCAAGUCACCUGUCUUCCCAAUUACAAGGGGAAACACAGGGGAUCUGGGACCGGUGGACGUCGGACUGGCCUGGGGAUAGCGGGCAAACACUCACUGCUGACCCUCCGGCCACCACGCCGCGCCCCAGUUAGUAUCUGGCGGAGCGCGAAUUUCUCCCCCAUCCAGAAAACGGCCGGUUUUCUCGGGCGGAAUUCAACAAUAACUUUCGGAGAGGUCCGGGGGCUCGCGAUCGGGCCGCACCCGGCCGGGGUUUUCUCUCCGUUGGGGGGCGGCGUGGGGGGGGGGGGAGAAGGGAGCGUUCCUAAGAACCCAAACCCAACUCCGCACAAAGCUCAGCCGACAGGUCAAGGAAGGACCGGGGAAGCCAGUCUCUCCGAUCUCGCCAGGACCAGCCUUCCCCGAUUUGGGGAAUUAAAAACAAAAACAGGAAAACACACCAGGUUUCGGCGGCUGGAGAGUGGGGGGGGGGGGGGGUUAAAAAACAACAGCAACAACAACACCACGAACAACACCACGAACACCAGCCCCUGCGGGAGCCCCCGACUGGAGGAGGGCAGCGCGGGCAGGAGCCCCCCGCGGCUGCGCGCCCCGGGUCGGCGGCGGCUCCGUCCCCCGCCCCGUUCCCUGCGGUUUCUGGAACCACCCGAGCAUCGCCUGGCACUUCUUCCUCCCAGCCACCACACACGUUCUCAGUUUUUCCAGGAAGAUCGGUCGCGGUCCCGGCGCGGGCAGCGACACCGACUCAUCGCACACGUCAAACCAACGUCUGCCCGAGACCGAGUACGAGAUCAAGACCGAGGGUCCCGGCUCACGCCGCGCCGCCCCGCCCCGGCGCCGCCCCGCACACAGCCCACCACCACGCCAAGCCUGGGGCGAGGCGGCGGCCGCUCGGGCGAGGGGCGGGCCCCGGAGACCACGUGUGCCGCCUUCUGCGCACGCGCCGGCCAAAACAAAAGGGAGGCCUGCCAGGCCCCUCCCCCUCCCCACGUGACCCGGCCCUGGGCCCACCCCCGGCCGCCCCGCCCUCCAGCCCUUCCCUCCGCUCCCCUCCCCGCCGCUCCUGCCAAGGCUGUUAGAUUUAGCCGUUUAAAUUUGGCUGUGGUCCGACCCCUGCCCUGGAGCGCGAUCCGUGUGCCGGGGCCCGGAGUCCAACAGCCCAGAGGAUUCGGGGAACGAGGGGACUGCCGGUGGGUCGCCGGGCCCGCGAGUCCCCCCAGCGGUCCCGUCCGCUCUCCCCGCCCCGCGCUGCCUCGGUCCCCGGCCGAGACCCACCCCCCUCAGCCCGCCGCUGAGACGCCGGCCACUCGCCUGCUGGGGCGCCCUGGCUCCCCUCCGCCGCCGCACCUUCGGUCCGGCCGUGGUGGGGGCUGCUGA